AACUCGGGAACUCGGACCUCUUUCAAGAGCUCGGACUUUCCGAUUUGAAUAUCACUGACGUCAUGAUUUGACCUUGUAUUUUUCCGAGUUCACAGUUGUUUUGAACCGGCCAUAAGCACAUGGAGUAAUGAGUAUAUUGUUGUUUUUUUUACAUGCAAAAGUGAUUGUUUUUGAUAAAAACGCUUUAUCUGCCUUCCCACCGAAGGCUAGUUCGGUCACUAGUUUGACUAUUAGAAUACAUAUUUUAUGGAAAAUAGAUGUGUUUAUGUUUCUGGACGAUGCAUCAUGCUACCUUGUUGACAACAUGAUCUAUUGGCGCAGAUUCCUGUUCGAGUUGAAACUGGCGCUCCUCCCUCACGGCUUUUGCCGGUUCGCGUCACGGGCCAUUGGCCGUUGCUACGCGGCUCAGGAUAGUAGAACUCCCUCAAGAGUUAACAUUUUGACACGUCAAUUCAUCAGUUAACUACACUGUACAGUAAGUACUUCGUGCUGCUACCACCUUUACCCUGUUGAGCAGGCAAAAUAGGGGGGGCCAGGCAAGGGAUUCACCUGGUAAAGGUAAGCCUUAAACUUGAUGACACGACUUGCAUUUGGGCUAUUUCACAAUAUUAGUGCUUUUUCAGAAUGGGAUUUCUUCUAUCCCACACUAGACUGAAUAUUUUAGGUCGACUUGAUGGUCAGUAAUAAUAAGCUGAGUGUAUUAAUCAAAGGCCAGGUUGCUUUCUUGGGUUAAAAUAUAGGUUUAUUUAUGUAACUGGAAAUAACAUAUUUGACCUUUUUUAAGAAAAUUCUGCAUCUUUGAUGCACUGUACACUCUUUAUGUAUGCUACACUCGUUAUGGUUAGCAAAAAGCAGGUACCAUCAAAAUAAAUCUCUGACCAGGAGUAAAAUGACAAUCUCCAUCAAAGUUGACAGGCUCGACCCAGACAACCAUUCUGCCAUUGCUAAUGCUAUAAAUGCCAAGUUGUCAUGUAUUGUCAUAUUAUGUCUUGUUCCUGUUCUUUCUCUUCACUCCGUCUCCCUCUGCUGGUCGUAUUAGGUUACCUUCUCUUCCUCUCCUUCCCCCAGCUGUUCCUCAUAUUCUCUAACUACCUCGUUCACCCUUUUCCCACCUGUUCCCUUUUUCCCUCUGAUUAGGUCUCUAUUUCUCUCUCUGUUCCUGCUUCUGUCUUUGUCAGAUUCUCGUUUGAGUUUCUCAUGCCAGAACCAAACUAUCGUCUUGUUUGCUUCACUCUUGUCCUGUCGGAAUCUACCUGUUCAUCUGAUGCUACGUGUGAUCAGGUACCUCUGUCCUCUUACGACCCGCGCCUACCCAGAGAGACCAGCAGUCUGUCGCCGCUCACCCAGCUAUUCUCCUCUGCUGCUAAGAAGGGGACUCUAAACCCAGCUAUUCUCCUCUGCUACUAAGAAGGGGACUCUUCUGUUAUAUUCAGAAGGACUUUAUGAUUCUUUUGUCGCCCUCUCUGCGGGUUGUCUAUUUUGCCAUUUUAUACAUCUGAAGAGGAUCUAUGUCUUCCCUGUGUUUUGACAUUAAAAGACUCUGUAUCUGUUAAACCGCUUUUGGGUCCUCACUCACGUGCAUAACACACGUUUUCAUCUGUAACCACAUCAUUACCUACACUAAACCUGUCAGACCUAACUGCAUUUUUGUCAGCUAUGCCACUCCCCACUGUUGAACCAUGGGAAAUGCACAGGAAACGACUCUCUGUUUCAACCAGAAAAGCCCCAGGUCCUGACCUCAUCAGUGGCAGACUCAUCAGGGAAGUCGCUGUUGCAAUAUCCACCCACCUGACUGACUUCUUCAAUACCUCCCUGUGUGAAGGAGUGUGUCCACAUCAAUGGAAGGAGACAAUAGUCCUGCUGCUGAAGAGUAAUCCACAGAGGAUUGACCAGCUACGGCCCAUCUCACUCACGCCCCUUCUGUGUGAAGGUUUUGUUGCUGAAUGGGCAACACAGGAUAUUCAAAAGAACAUCUCCAAACAACAGUUUGGCUGCCUCAAGGGACGCUCAACCACCCACUGCCUGUACAGAACAGCAGACACUAGAGGCACCUCCAGCACAUGGGUCCUGACAGACUACAGCAAGGCCUUUGCUCUUGUGGAUCACACAAUUGCAAUGAAACACCUUUUGCAAUUAUCUGUCCGACCACAGAUCCAUUCCCAUCCAUUCCUGCCGUAGCCAGGGCAGCCGGCCUCCCCCAGGGCACACGGCUUGGUCCAAUUGUUUUCGUGGCUCACGUCAAUGGCGCAGGACCCCAGGCGAGAAGAGAAUGGUUGCAUUCGGAAAGAUACUCCCAGUAGUUGCCAAGUUUUCACAGGUAUGAAUUUUCCUCACCACUGCAACACCGACUGGAUACUCGCCCGUGGACCCAAAUUGACCUAUGACCAACAGAAAAAUCUCACACUUCCAAUGAAUGAUGUCGGGGAAUAUGAGAGCUGUCGUAUGUUCACACCGGUGGACUUGGACUUGGAAACAAUUCAAGAGCAAGGAAUCAACAGCACCAUAUAUUGUACAGAUGGGUGGGUUUAUGACACACCCCAAGGAAACCCCACUCUGGUGACAGAGUUUAACCUGGUGUGUGACAACAAAGGUGUGAGUGAGGCAUCACAGUCCAUCUACAUGACUGGCCUCCUAAUAGGGUCCCUGGUGUUUGGACCUAUGGCAGACAGGUUUGGUCGUCGCUUCGCCAUCCUCGUUUCCCUACUCUUCCAAUUGCUGUUUGGAGUGGCCGCUGCCUUCUCCCCCAACAUCUAUGUCUACAUUAGCCUUCGGUUCGUGGUCGGCAUGACAAUAUCAGGCAUCGCCAUGAACACAUUUGUGCUAGGGGCUGAGUGGACCAGUACAUCUAAGCGGGCCCUCUUCACCAUCCUCUCACAAUGUUUCUAUGCCGUGGGGCUGAUGUUGCUGCCGUGGAUCGCCUACGGGGUCCGCAACUGGAGGGCCCUGCAGCUGGUGCUUUCCAGCCCUGUCCUCCUACUGGCUGUCUACUUCUGGAUUCUCCCAGAGUCGGCCCGUUGGCUACUAACUCAAGGCAGGCAGAAUGAGGCCAGACAGGAGCUCCAGAGGGCAGCUGCGGUCAACAGGAGAGAGGUCCCCCAGUCAUUACUCGACAUGCUGGAGGCUGAGAACACGUCUACAACGGGCAGUAUGAUGGACCUCUUCAAGAUACCCAACCUGAGGAAACGUGCUCUCACCAUGAGCUUCAUCUGGUUUGUGACCAGCCUGGUCUACUUCGGUGUGAGUCUUAACGUGGGACAAUUUGGCCUGGACAUCUACCUGACCCAGUUCAUCUUUGGCCUGGCAGAGAUUCUUUCUCGCCUGGGCUGCUACACCCUCCUGGAGCGCCUGGGCAGGAGGCCCUGUCAGGCAGGCACUCUCUUCUUUGGUGGAGCAGCUUGUCUCCUAAUUCUUGCUAUUCCUGAAGACCUUCCAGUAUUGGUGACGGUCAUUGCAGUGACUGGAAAGUUUGCUAUAGCAGCCUCCUUCACUAUUGUCUAUGUAUAUACUGCUGAACUCUAUCCUACCGUUGUAAGACAGAAUGGUGUGGGUCUGAACUCCAUGUGUGCCCGUGGGGCGGGCAUCCUGGUCCCUCUGAUGCAUCUGCUAGAGGUGUACCACCAGGCCCUGCCCAUGCUCAUCUGUGGCCUCCUGCCCUUCAUCGGCGGGGGGCUGUGUUUUCUACUGCCAGAGACCCUCAACACUGAGCUCCAAGACUACAUAGACCCACUCGUGGAGGAGACAAUAACAUCAGAGAGCGGGACUAUUGAAAACGGACUCGAUGAGGAGGAGAAACCAACUGAAUUGAGGAGCUCAAAAUUCUGAUCACUGUCUGGUCCAUACUCUCUGGAGGUGUGAGUUAGUUAUUACUCUAAAAUAUCUCUUGUUUUUUAUAAAUGAUACCACCCUUUUGGGACUAAUUAUUUGUUUAAAUGAAUGAAUAAUACAAAAUGAUUGAUGUUGUGUAUAAAAUAUGGACCCAUCACAAUAUGAAUCUUGGUGAUCAGGGGUGCCAUGGGGGGGAUAAUUCUAAGGGCCUGUGACUGAGGGCCCCUAAAAAAAUAUUAGAACAUUAGGUUAAAAAAUAUAUAGAUGUUUUAGCCGACAUCAAUACAGGCAAACUUUUAGCAAGCUAUUCAUACUAAAUCACUUGCCCCUGCUUGGUGCCAGGCCCAACAGAUGCAGCUUCAGGCCCAGCAGCCCUGUCUCCCCAUCCCCAUACCCCUGAACCAGCCCUACUCCCAACCCAACCUCCCAAAGGAGGUGGGCAGCAUUGUCAAUUGGCAUAAUUGCAGGUACUGCAAUGCAUUGAGGACAGGAACAUUUCUCUGACACAGAGGCAGCCAAUAUCAGAGCCUUAAAGGAAGAGAUGCAGGCUCUUAGAGAUGGAUGGGAGUCUCUCCUGUCUGAGGCAACACUGAUUGCUAUGCAAAUGGGUGUUGCACCUCAAUUUAGCAAGGAACACAGCUGCCAGAGGAAAAGGAAGAGAUUCCAUGAUGAGACCUCUCAAGAGGAGACAGCUCAGGACAGUGCAACAACGGUGUUUCGGAACACAGUGUUUUUUUUACUGCUAUGGACACCAUCACAAGUGACUUUGACACUAGGUUCCACACCACUGAAACAAUUGUAGAAUCAUUUUCUUCUGUUCUGAAAGUUGGGCAGAUUAGUGAGGAUAAAGUCCCUUCUGUGUGCCAACCACUGAUCAUGAGGUAUUCCAGAGGUUUUACACCUGAGUUUCAAAAUGAAGUAAGACACCUGAACACUGUAUAUGCUGCCACUUUCCCCCUAUCUUGUACCCUCUUGGUCUCCUGAAUGCAAUUUGGAAGAUGCAGCUGCAAAGCAUUGUUGGAGAAGUGUGCAUUGCUUUACCUAUAUUUUGCACACUGCCUAUGACUGUUGCUGGUGGUGAGAGAGCUUUCAGUAAGCUAAAACUGCUAAACUAUUUGAGGUCCAUUAUGUCCCAGGACAGGCUUUGCAGUCUUGCCAUGCUGUCCAUUGAAAGUCUGUUAGCUAGAAAGCUGGACUUCAAGACUUGAUCAGUGACUUUGCUAUUAAGAAGGCCCGGUGCUGGGCUCUUGGUGAGUAAGGCUGAGCAAGAGCCAGUGAGAACUGUUAAAUGGCAUGGAUAUUGGAUCACUACACACAUGAUGCCCACAGGCUGAGAACCAGACAGAACAGGAUGUAUCUCAAAGUAAUGGCUGGAUUGCCAUAAAAUAUGUUGUGCACGAUCAAGACCCCAAGUGAAAGAAACUUAUUGAUUUGGUGACCACUUGACCUUUCCUCUAGCGCCACCAUCAGGCCUUUUCAUUUCCGUUUUAUUUUCCAUUUUCAGUUUCCACUUUUACAGCAGCUUAUUUUCCAGUUGGUAUGUAAUACUUAGUUAAAAAAUCUGCUGCUGAUUUUAUUAUUUUGUUUGUUAUAUCAUUCUAUAGAUGAUGUUAAUUUAUUGUAGUUGCAUAGGAUAAUGUAUAUUUAAGUUAUUUAUUUGAAGUUAUUCAUUAAUGUUAAGAGAAUUUUCCAUUCAAGAAUUGUACCAUUAAAAUUUCAUUUAGACUGUAAAAGAUGGCCUUUAGUACAUUUCUUAUAGAGGGUAUCAGUCUUUGAACAAAUAUUGAAUUCCACUGUAUGCAGAAUGUUGCAUGCAUGUCGGCACAGUGUUAUAUUUUCACAGCUC
Messenger RNA from Oncorhynchus keta (chum salmon), 5671 nucleotides. RefSeq names its product solute carrier family 22 member 13. The coding region runs from base 2242 to 3822 and encodes 526 amino acids. The transcript is spliced from 12 exons. Gene Ontology annotation, molecular function: transmembrane transporter activity. The record is from RefSeq and is a predicted model, not a curated record. Lineage: Eukaryota; Metazoa; Chordata; Actinopteri; Salmoniformes; Salmonidae. Gene Ontology annotation, cellular component: membrane. Gene Ontology annotation, biological process: transmembrane transport.